UAGAUCGCGCACGCUCUCGCAAUCGGUGCUCGUUGCUUGCACGCACACUGGUAGGAGGGAGCAGCGAGUAGUUGUGUUUGACGGCUGCUUCGUGUCUUCAGAGGACCGCCUUUCUGUCGUACGAAAGGAAAAGCGCUCUCAGGGGAAGGUGGAAGGUGAAGUAGCGGACAAUGGCGCGCUCCGCGUUUCUGUUGGCCUUGCUUCUGGUUGGUGUUGCAGUUCUGGCAAGUGCGGAGGCUCCGCCGGAGGUUACUAUCAGCUAUGUCAACUAUGGAGGCUCGGGCUGCAAUUAUGAGAACACGAACUACGUGCUGUCCAACGACUACAAGACGGUCACCUUCAUGUUCGGCGGGAUGGUUGCCAGCACGGACGCGUCCCUCGCCGAAAGGAGGAAGGCCUGCCAGAUGUCUUUCAAUAUGAUCUACCCGGAUGGCUGGAGCGUGUCCUUGGGGCAGGCCACGGGGCGCGGGUUCGCUGAAAUCGGCGAGGAGUCCGCAGGCAUCUAUGAGUCACACUACUACUUCUCCGGACAAACGGGUACGGCGAUGAUCGAGCGCAAAAUCCAAGGCGCAUUUACUGGCAGCUUCGAGUUCACGGACGACUUCCUGACGAUUGUCUGGAGCGAGUGCAACAACGCACCCAACUUGAACAUCAAGGUGGUGGUGCGAGUGGAGGGCAAGAAGGCGACCAUGGCUCUCGACUCCGCCGAUACCAAGUUCCAGCUCAUCUUCAACCUCCAAUGGAAGAAGUGUCCUUAGAACUGAGAACCCAUCCCACCACCAUCUCCCAUGUGGAGGAUAGUGGGUGAGAAGGGUAGGAGAUGUGGGCAGCUGUGCCGUCUUGAAUAUCUUUAGCCGAAUCAGAGCCGGACGCUAUGGGGUAUGCGCAAUGCAGUUUUUCGACAAGAUCCAAAUUGCGGCACCUUUUUAGCAGUCGUGGUUGUCGAGGAAGAAGGCAGGGUGGCUGGUUGGCACUGCAGCGAGUCUAAGGGUAGUUAGCCACAUCAGCAGACGUAGCCAGGCCGGUCAGUAGCUCACUUUCAUAUUCCGCCUGACGGCGUGUCCACCUGUGAGUGUCAUGAGUCCUCGAUAGACCUGUUUAUAGCUGUUUAAUCUACGUGGCAAAUGGGCAGAUCUGAGGCUGAUUACGGCUAAGUGCUGUCAAG
Messenger RNA from Chara braunii, 1165 nucleotides. Lineage: Eukaryota; Viridiplantae; Streptophyta; Charophyceae; Charales; Characeae. The record is from the annotation of a GenBank genome assembly.